ACCCACCUCUACGUAUGCACCGAGCAGGCGCAGGGCGGCAACUGCAAGAACAUCGAGCUCUCCAUUGGAAGAUGCUACAACCUGGAAAAAGCGUUCGACAACAACGUAUCGAGUGCUGGGCCGGACGAAGGGACGUUUUGUACGCUGGAUCGCAGCUGUCGUGGCAAGGCUAUCCGAUUUACGAAUCCUGGGAUUAGCGACUUUACGAAAAAUAGAUUUGAUAAUGAGUUGAGUGGUGUGAGCUGUGAUUUCAUCUGGGGUUGGUCGAAGAAGAGUGGGUGA
Macroventuria anomochaeta is the source of this 282-nucleotide messenger RNA. RefSeq lists its product as uncharacterized. The record is from RefSeq and is a predicted model, not a curated record. The annotation marks the transcript as partial. NCBI's taxonomy places the organism in Eukaryota, Fungi, Ascomycota, Dothideomycetes, Pleosporales, Didymellaceae. The transcript is spliced from 2 exons.